Daldinia caldariorum is the source of this 1020-nucleotide messenger RNA. RefSeq lists its product as uncharacterized. The transcript is spliced from 3 exons. The coding region runs from base 125 to 943 and encodes 272 amino acids. The record is from RefSeq and is a predicted model, not a curated record. NCBI's taxonomy places the organism in Eukaryota, Fungi, Ascomycota, Sordariomycetes, Xylariales, Hypoxylaceae.
AACUACCAACAUCUGCGCCGCAGGCCCAUAUAUAAUAAAGCGAUAGGGAGUCGCGAGCGUGAAGUGAUGAUUUCUAAAUAGAGUCUUUCAUCUUUCUCGCAAGUCAUCAAGUCAUCAAGUCAUCAUGGGCGGAGUUGCGUCUAUACCGACGGAUCCCUCCCGGAAAGUCCAAGUCAUCUCGGCGGGAUACUCGCGAACCGGGACCGUGUCUAUGUCCAUGGCCCUGGCGAAGCUAGUCGACGGUCCCGUACUCCACGGCGGGACACAGAUCUUAACGCGCGACGAUGAUUACUGUUCAACGUGGAUUAAAGCGUACGAGGCUAGGGAAGCCGGCGAUAAAGAGCAGACCUUGAAGCUUGUUCGAAAGGCAACGGCCGGGUUCGCCGCGACUGCAGAUCUGCCACCGGCCGACUUCAUUCCCGAAAUGGUGGAGCUGUAUCCCGAAGCGAAGGUCGUAUUAGUCCGUAGAGAUUCCGUGAAGUGGUGGAAUAGCAUAGCAACUUUAACCGGUCGGACUACGCCGUGGUGGCUUGGUAUCGUAGUAGCCCCGUUUCCCGGAUGGAGGUACAUUCCGACUUUUGCAAGCGUGUACAGCCGGUCAACGUUGCGGCUUGCAGGUCUCGACGCGAAUAAUGCCAGCCCGACGGAACUCGUCGAGAAAGGUGGUCCUCACAUUCUAGAAGCCCACCACAAGAAAGUUAGAUCUGUCGUCCCUGAGGGACAGCUGUUGGAGAUGGAUUUAAACGAGGGCUGGGAACCUCUUUGCCGAUUCUUAGGCGUACCGGUUCCCGAUGAACCAUUUCCUAGGGCGAACGACGGGCAAGCUGCGGAUGCAUACGCCACCAAGAUUCUACUCAAGGUAUUUCAAGUCUGGAUUGGUAUCUUUUCCGUCGCAGGACUGGGCAUUUAUUCUGCAUCUCGUUUGUUAAGACGAGUGUCGUAAUGCGUUUUAUUAGCGGUCAGAAGAUUAUUAGAAUAGACGUCCUUUCAUACAUACCAUUCACAAGAGGCCCGGGAUAG